Messenger RNA from Nematostella vectensis (starlet sea anemone), 932 nucleotides. RefSeq lists its product as uncharacterized. The coding region runs from base 80 to 643 and encodes 187 amino acids. The record is from RefSeq and is a predicted model, not a curated record. NCBI's taxonomy places the organism in Eukaryota, Metazoa, Cnidaria, Anthozoa, Actiniaria, Edwardsiidae. The transcript has 2 exons.
CACGUCGUAUACAGAGAGACGUUGAUUGAAAUCGUACUUUUUGUUUAUCAGGGAAUAACGUUUCACUUCAUACGUUGCAAUGCGAACAAGCUUCCUGUUCUUCGCUUUGCUUCUCUACACGGUCACCCUGUGUACUGCCAUCUCUCGGAUUGGCAGGUCUCUGCAACGCAGGCCCAGGCAAUUCCCGGCCAAAUCGCACGGAGUCGAGGCUGCAUUCGCGCGUGCUGUAUAUGACAAGGGCACGAGAAUAGCUGACGACUCGGUGAGAGAGAUUACUGAUUAUUUCACCAAACGUAUGGUAUCACGUGACUGGCAAUUUCCAUAUAAGGAUCACGACGAACACGGGUUCCCCUUGGAAAGUGACAAACUACCUCUAGAAUACAUUUCAACCACAGGAAAAUCUGGCCAAAAUAGAGCCAAGAAUACCCUCAUUUACAUAAAACCCCACAGUCUUCCAAUAGAAAAAAGAGUCGAGAAUUUAGAAAAUGACGUCAGCCAAGAGGAUGAUGUGGACGACGAUGGUUUUGAAAUGGAUGAUGCAAUAGUGGAAGAUGAUAAAGACGAGGAGUACUGGAGACCACAUCGUCUGCGCAUGCGCUUCAAGAGAGACAGGUCCCAGCAUAUACGAUAUGGAAAAAGAUAACAGAACAUUCAAGGGGCUUGCGUAAUGAAGAGGGCACCGCUAUCAACACUAAGGAAUAGACUCAGUAAACUAUGCAUAUAUGUGUUCAAACAGUUUCUGCUGUGGUUUCACAUAUCUUUAUGUCUAUUUUUGUUAAUCUCUAUUUAAGUAUUUGAAAAAUGAUUAUUUGGUUUUACUGAUCUGUGAUAAAGGGAAUUAUUUUGCCAAGAUUAUGUCUAUUUUCUGGGAAAACUUGACCUGCAUGUUCGAUUUAACGCUCAGUAAAUAAAUACUUAUUUGUUAUCAGGUC